AUGGAUUUAGCGAGGGGUGAUUUUCGCUCCGAGCUCGAAAACGCCAGCAUAGACCGCGUCAAACUGAGCCUGUUCCAAGAAUGCAGGAGACGGUUCGCGCAAAGAAACCGGAUUCCGUAUCUCAAAACCAGUCCGAGUGCAAGGCGCGUGCCCGGUCGCAGCAUCCGCGCCCUAACCCUUGCCCAUCCCCGGCUAACCCGUAGCUCGUGCGGAGAUGAAAGCCCACCUCCGACCCCACCGUUCAUCUCGCACACACCGCAUCCUUUCGCUCCGGCUAAAGGGUACACUCGUGCGCAGGGAUUCUGCGGGACCACGUGCCCUUUGUCACCGAGAAAGGGAUCUCGCAACCCUUCAUUUACCCGAGUUCCAUUACACAAGUUCCAUACACGCGGCGAA
Iphiclides podalirius (scarce swallowtail) is the source of this 396-nucleotide messenger RNA. The record is from the annotation of a GenBank genome assembly. NCBI's taxonomy places the organism in Eukaryota, Metazoa, Arthropoda, Insecta, Lepidoptera, Papilionidae.